Zea mays is the source of this 513-nucleotide messenger RNA. RefSeq lists its product as uncharacterized. Gene Ontology annotation, biological process: peptidyl-tyrosine dephosphorylation; negative regulation of MAPK cascade. Gene Ontology annotation, cellular component: cytoplasm. The record is from RefSeq and is marked validated. Gene Ontology annotation, molecular function: protein tyrosine/threonine phosphatase activity; MAP kinase tyrosine/serine/threonine phosphatase activity; MAP kinase tyrosine phosphatase activity. NCBI's taxonomy places the organism in Eukaryota, Viridiplantae, Streptophyta, Magnoliopsida, Poales, Poaceae.
AUGUCUAUGUCGAAGACGGGUCAGGCCGCGGAGAAGGAUGAGCAGCAGCAGUCCCGAGGGAUAGCACUGAUGCAGGGCAUCUGCGCCGUGGUGUACCGCAAGGCCGAUAACACGCCCUGCCCCAUCAAGCAGGGUCUCUACUUGGGAUCUGUUGGAGCAGCAUUCAAUAAGGACGCUCUCAAGAGUUUGAACAUCACCCAUAUCUUGAUCGUUGCAAAGUCACUGGAUCCAGUAUUUCCAGCUGAAUUUAAUUACAAGAAGAUCGAAGAUGAAGCUAUAAGCUCUGGAGGCAAUGUUUUGGUCCAUUGCUUUGCUGGGCGGUCAAGGAGUGUGACAAUCGUUGUUGCAUAUCUCAUGAAGAAGCAUCAAAUGAGCCUCGAAAGUGCCUUGUCACUAGUUAGAAGUAAACGACCUCAAGUGGCUCCUAAUGGGGGGUUUAUUUCCCAGCUGGAGAAGUUUCAGAAAUCCUUGCAAGUGGAGCAGGAAUGGAGAAUGCAACCUGUGCAGCACUGA